AUAUGUGCCGGGCGGUCCGCAGCGUACUUGGUGAAUGAGAGGAGGAAAUGGUGGAAGUUGCUCCUCAAAAGGAGGAGAGGAGGGGCCACCCUCGUCCCUCUUUCUCUCUCUACCCUCCUCUCUCUCUCUCUCUAAAAUCAUCGCUCGUCUUCUCUCUCUCUACAAUCUUCGCUCUGUUUCCCAAUUCCAAAUCUACCGCCUGUCUUUUCCAUCUGUCAUCUUCAACUUCCCUUUCUUGAAUUUCAGGCGUGACUUUCAGCUCCUUUUAACCCAUUUUAUUGUUCUUAAUUCUCAUCACCCGUCUCUUUACAACACGUUCCGUGUCAACAUGGACUCUUUCUCUCUCUCUCUCUAAAACCCACUCUUUUUCUCUCUCUACAAACCCACAAAAUGGCUCUCUCAGUUCCAUUUCGCCUUCUGCGUAUUGCUUGGUCUCAUCGAACCCUCUUCCGGUCUGAAUGUGUGGUUGCUGAGUUGGAUUAUUUGAUUUAAGUGAACUAGAAAGCUUUUUCAUUAAGCCAUGGCAAAGCAGGUGGCAUACAAGCUUUCUCCUUCAUAUAGAGAGAAUGACCACCCAGGUUGUAUGUGGGGUUUGUUUCAAUUUUUGGACUUGCAUCGUAGGCAUCCAUUGAGAAGGAUGAUUUCAGACAAAAGGCAUUGGGAUGAUCGACAUUUGGGUGGUAUGAAAUUUUCGGGAACUGAUUUCGAUGAAGCUACAGAUUCUUGUGAAGUUCAUAAGUACAUGGAGGCAGGUGGUGAUGUUUUACAUUUUGAAGAGAAGUUGAAAGAAACCCCGCCUAAGAAGAGAAAUUUGUCUCGGGCACGUAUGAAAUCAUGGAUUGCUGAAGAAAUGUCCAAAGAACAGGAAGCACAGCUGAGGAUUUCGCCUUUACUUGCUGAAGAAAUGUCCAAAGAACAGGAAGCACAUCUGAGGAUUUCGCCUUUACAUACUGGAAAGCCAACCAGUGAAACAUUCCCUAACCAACUGAACGAUUCGAGUGAUAUUUGUUCAUCGCACACAAAAGAACCAAGGGAUGACAACAGAUGUGAGGCAUAUAUGGCAAGGGACGGUCUGAACCAUCUCGGUCAGACCCAACUUGAUGAACUUAGCAGGCAGUUACUAGAGAAGCAUGCCCUUCUACAGGCAAAGCUUGAUAAAGCAAAGGAGGCUUUUCUAAAGCAAGACUUUGUGGAUGCGAAAGAACUUGCAAGAGAUGUGGCACUUUACCAAUCUAAAGAUUUUCUUGAUGCUCUAGAGAUCUUUAAUUCUAACCGAGAAGCAUUUCUCAAAAUACUACAAGACCCAAACUCUGUUUUAACAGACCAGAUUCAAGAAAUGCAGGGUUCCCACUCUGAGAAGGUAGCAAAUCUAUCAGAAUGCAUUCCAAAAGCCACCAAGCACAAACAAGGGAGAGCCAGGUCAUUGGUCAGACAGAGAAGGUUUCGUGUUGAGAACCCGCCAAACAUAGAUAUCUCUGCAAUCUCUUUUGAGGAUCAGUAUAUGAAUAAUGCGUCAUUGAAUGAUCAGGAAAAUGGCAGUUUCUGGUUACCAACCAGAAUAGUUGUUCUAAAGCCUAGCCAUGGAGGGCAUGGAAAUGGAGGAAAUGGGUCGGUUUUAGUAUCGUCUCCACAAUCACUGCAUGGGUUUAGACAUCUUUGGGAAAGUGGAAAAGUUGCUAAUAGGUUAAAGGACAUUAAGCAGAAGAUAAAGCAGGCGAUCAAAGAGAGCCGGAAAGAGGGGCACCGCAUUUCUAUGGAUGAGAUUCUCCAUAGAGUCCCUUAUGGUAAGAAACAUGCCAUAGAUGCCAAUAAAGAGAUGAUGGACCCAUCAAAGGACACAAAAACAGAUAAAGACAGUCCACGAAACACUUAUGAUAUUGAAGCUAAGAAGCAUCUUUUAGAGAGAAUGAAGCAGGGAGAUAGAGGUGAAGGUGUAAGGAGUAAACGAGAUUCAAACAGCCUAGGGAAAUUACUGUCAUUGCCUGGGUACAUGCCCCCUGCGCCACUUAGUCUAGAGAAAGAAAUACGAAAUGAACACAGCCAGGGAAAUGGGUCUUUUAGUUCAGUCGAAGUUGUGCAGGUAGAUGCAUCUUCUCUAGCAGAUAAGAGUAAGAGGAACCCUCUAGAGGUGGACAGUAGUUUGGAUAGUGGAGCUUUGGUGAUGGAGGAACUAAACCACGAUGAUAAGUUAGUGAAUGACGCAAAUAAUUCGGGGGUAGACAGUUCUUCGACCAUGGAAAGAGUGGAAUGUCCUGAAGAAGUAAAUGAUGGAGAUUUGGGGACGUCUGUGCUGGACACUAGAAAUGAUGGUGAUUUGGAACAGAUUGGAACCAGCAAUGAGCUUGAUGCUUUAAUAUUGGAAGACAAUAGCUCUUUAGCAUUACAUGAAGAGGAAGUUGGGACCCAAGAAAUUGGCACCGCAAAGUUAAGAAGGCCAAGUCCAGUCUCAGUUUUGGAUUUGUCUCCUGGGGAGGAUUUUGCUACUCCACAAAACCUUGCGGUUUCCGAUGGUUCAGAGUUACAACCACGGCACAUCUGUUUCGACGAGCCAGACUCUGACCUGAGCUCGAGACAACCAUCCGAUGCAGCAAUUGUAAACCAGACCACAACAGAAACCAUAACUUCAUCUUCACAUUCAGACCAUUACCUCAUUGCUAUGAGUCCAAAAGAUGAAGCUCAUUUUACCUAUGUGAGAGACAUGCUUGAGGCAUCUGGAUGUGAUGGCCAGGGGUGGUCUCUGGGGAAAUGGGACUCACACAAUCAACCCAUGAACUCCACAAUAUCAAAUGAUAAUUCAAAUCGGUGGGAUCACCAUCUGCUAUUUGAUUGCAUAAAUGAGGUUCUACUGGAGAUCAAAACAAGGCAUUCCCUUGGUUAUUGCCCUCUCAGUCAGAUGGAUUUAAGGCCUAUAAUGCCUUCGGGUGAGCAUGUUCUUGAGAAAGUUUGGUCUGGCAUAAAUUGGCACCUACAUUCAUGCCUUGGGGCCGAUCCCACACUUGAAAGCAUAGUGACAAGAGAUCUUAGCCAUAGGGACGGAUGGAUGGACCUUCGGUUUGAUAUUGAUGGUGUGGGUGCAGAGUUGGAGUCUUUGAUACUGGAUGAUCUCAUAGAAGAAACAGUGAAUCAGCUUAAACAUUGAUCAGUUCUUGAGGUGAUGCCUUGUGUAUUUUUUCUUCUCUCUUUUUAUUUCGCAUUCCUUAUAUUUGGGUUUGGGCCUCCUUUAAAUUUGAUCCUUAUAUGCUUUGUACAGUUGUGUAAUGAAACUUACAUGUAAUACAACUAUCAAAAGAGAAAUUUCAAUGUAAUCAAUAUAAUGGGUAUACAGAUGGAUGGACAUUUGUAAGAUGAGAUUAGUGGAAUAAAAAUGUACUCAAACAUAAGUACAUGUUUGCAUGGGCA
Messenger RNA from Amborella trichopoda, 3399 nucleotides. RefSeq lists its product as uncharacterized. Lineage: Eukaryota; Viridiplantae; Streptophyta; Magnoliopsida; Amborellales; Amborellaceae. The record is from RefSeq and is a predicted model, not a curated record.